AUCUCACAAUGUGAGGUUAUGCGUGACUGACGAGUGACACUUUCGUUCAGUGUCUUCGUCAAGUGGCCAGGAAGAGGUCAGGAAAAUGUACCUCCUCCUCAGGAAUUCCCUCUGUCGGGAGAUAAAGAGCCUCAGAACCACACUCUUGCGAUCCAGAGUGAAUCUCUGCAAGAAGACACGCGCUGCGGAGAAAUCCUCCAUCCCACGCCUUGCGUACGGUGUCACCCUUGGCGGAGGUACAUUCCUAUCCCUGCACUGUCUCCGCACUGGCCAGGUCAAUGUCAAAUGCCAGGCCGCGGCGCCGGUCCAGCAAAUCCCGCACCAGUUUGACUGGAGACGACUCUGGAGCUAUCUCAGGCCGCACUUCCUCAAGCUCCUGGGCGCUGUGAUAUCCGCCAUAGUUGUGGCAUAUCUCAACAUCAAGAUCCCCAUCUUCCUGGGUGUGUUCGUCAACACGCUGUCCAAGUACGCUGGAAUCGGUGGCGCCACAGUGAAAACAACCCUGGGUGAAUUCCUUGCCGAUAUUCGCCGUCCUGGCUUCCAUCUCUUCAGCCUGUACGGCCUCCAGUCACUUUUCACCUUCUUCUACAUCAUCCUGCUGAGUCAGAUUGGCGAAGAUAUGGCCGCCCAAAUAAAGCAAGAUCUCUAUCGGCAGAUCAUUGUCCAGGACUUGGCCUUCUUCGAUCGCAAUCGCACGGGAGAACUCGUGAAUCGCCUCACGACGGACGUGCAUGACUUCAAAUCCUCCUUCAAGCAGUGCAUCUCGCAGGGACUGCGCUGCGCCGCCCAGCUGAUCGGCGGCGGAAUAUCCCUUGUCGCCAUAUCGCCCCACAUGGCGGGCGUGGCGCUGAUCUCUGUGCCCUCCGUCGUGCUCAUGUUCUCCAUGCUGGGCCAGUCGCUGCGCGCCCUCAGCAAGAAGACACUGGCACAGACGGAGAAGGCCACCGCCGUGUGCGAGGAAGCGCUGUCCAACAUCCGGACGGUGCGCUCCAAUGCGUCAGAGUAUCAGGAGGCGGAGGUGUUUGAGCGUGAGACGAAUGAGGCGGCGACACUGGCGCAGAAUCUCGGCUCUGGUAUCGCCGUCUUCCAGGCUCUGACCAACUUCAUGCUCAACGGCAUGGUGGCAUCGACUCUGCUGUGCGGCGGCUAUCUCAUGUCCACGAAUCAACUAACUGCCGGCCAGCUGAUGGCCUUUCUCGUGGCUGCCCAAGGUGUGCAGCGAUCCCUGACGCAGGGCUCCCUUCUGCUGGGCUCCGUGAUCCGCGGCAUGGCCGCCGGCACGCGUGUGUUCGACUACCUGGCCAUCUCUCCUCAGGUGCACCUGGAGCGCGGCCUCAGCAUCCCGUCGGAUGUGCUCAAGGGCCACAUUCGCUUCCACGGCGUCUCCUUUGCCUAUCCCACGCGCGCAGAGCAGACGGUUCUCAAGGACUUCUGCCUCACACUCGAGCCCGGCAAGACUGUGGCUCUCGUGGGCGCCAGUGGAUCUGGAAAGUCCACCGUGGCUGCUCUGCUGGAGCGCUUCUACGAGCCCAGCAGCGGCACCAUUGAGCUGGACGGCUUCCAGCUCUCCGACAUUUCGCCCAUGUGGUUACGCGGCCACGUGAUCGGCUUCAUCGAGCAGCAGCCCAUCCUCUUCGCCACCAGCAUCUUCGACAACAUCAAGUACGGCCGCCCCGACGCCACGGACGACGAGGUAUUCGAGGCGGCGCGCCUGGCGCAGUGCCAUGACUUCAUCCGCGACCUGCCGGACAGCUAUGACACGCACGUGGGCGAACGCGGCGUGCAGUUGAGCGGUGGUCAGCGCCAGAGGAUCGCCAUUGCGCGGGCGCUUCUGAAGAAGCCCACGGUGCUGAUUCUGGACGAGGCCACGAGCGCCCUGGACGCCACGAGUGAGGCUGAGGUGCAGAAGGCUCUCGAUCAGGCGGUGCAGAAUCGCACGACUCUCGUCAUUGCCCACAGAUUGUCCACCAUUCGCAAUGCCGAUCUGAUUGUGGUGCUAAAUCACGGGCGUAUCGUUGAGAUGGGCACGCACGAGCAGCUCACGGCCAAGCGGGGACUCUACUACGCCCUCGUGAGCCACCAGAGCGAGGAGGCGCGCCAGAGAGGUUGAAAAUCAUCGGACAAUUCAGUAGAGCAACUGCAUGGAAGAGGCUAUUUAUUUUAAAUCCCUGUUGAAGCAAUAAAUGCCGAUCAAGCACGAUCA
Messenger RNA from Phlebotomus argentipes, 2203 nucleotides. RefSeq names its product mitochondrial potassium channel ATP-binding subunit. The record is from RefSeq and is a predicted model, not a curated record. Gene Ontology annotation, molecular function: ATP hydrolysis activity; ATP binding; ABC-type oligopeptide transporter activity. The transcript has 2 exons. Gene Ontology annotation, cellular component: membrane. Gene Ontology annotation, biological process: transmembrane transport. NCBI's taxonomy places the organism in Eukaryota, Metazoa, Arthropoda, Insecta, Diptera, Psychodidae. Bases 86 to 2110 code for a protein of 674 amino acids.